UCUCUUCCUUCUCAUCGGGACAAGUUUGGCUGCCUACAUGACUCUAAGGAGGAACAAACCACCACGUGAGCACCAAGGGCAGGCUCCAAUUCCUCAACAUUUUUCUAAGCCUUUACUCCCGCUAGACCAGGUCUUCAUUAAGAUCGACGACGGCCCAUUGCAAGGAACAAUCGUGACCACGUCAGAAGGUGUCAGUGUCCGUGCCUUUUUGGGGAUUCCUUUCGGAGAGUCAACAGAAGGUCGGAACAGGUUCCGGAAGCCUGUGCCCAUCGGUGCGUGGAAUGGCACGUUUAACGCGACUCAAGCCAGGCCUCCCUGCGUUCAAGAGUCCUACGUGUCGCAGGCCAUGCGCAUAGACAACACAAACACCACAGAGGACUGCUUGCACCUGAACAUCUGGGCACCGAUACAGCAACACCCGAAAGAGCCCAAGAAGACAGUCAUGGUCUACUUCUACGGGGGAUCGUUCACACAUGGCGGCAACAGUUACUUCUUUUACGAUGGCCGCUACAUAUCGAGCAUCGGAGACGUCAUAUUAGUCGUUCCAAACUACAGGCUCGGGGUUCUCGGGUUCCUCAACGCGGGCACGCCAGACGCGCCAGGCAACGUAGCACUGCACGACCAGAUCCUGGCGUUGUCGUGGGUCAAGGAGAACAUCGCUGCGUUCGGCGGGAACCCAAAUCGAGUUGUCCUUUUCGGCCAAAGUGCCGGGGCGAUCUCAGUGAGCUACCUGCAGAUAUCGCCCCUGACGCGCCACCUCUUCCGGCGAGCCAUCCUGCAGAGCUGCUCCGCUUUGGUGCCGCUUCCCGAGAACAGCCGUGACGCAGCGCUCGCAAACCUGAAACACAUAGCGAGUGCCAUCAACUGUACGAGGGCGUUUCCAAACGGAAGCUUGUCGGCAGCAGACACACUCAGCUGCCUGAGAAACGUCGAUGCCAAGGUUCUCGUAGACGUCAAAGGCGCAUUCUUCUAUCCGAGCUUCUACGAUGAGGUCCUUCCGCAGGCUCCGAUCGAGCUGCUCAAGUCGGUGGACUUCAGGGACCACGAAAUGCUCAUCGGAAACACCUUGCGCGAAGGAGACAUGUUUUUCGAUGCAAUAUUUGGGCGGAAGCGUUCGUCCGCAGCGCCCAGACGGUCGCACCUGAGCCUGGAGGCAAUAGCCAAGGCAUACGAUUUCUUCUACAAGCGAACUGGUUUCGUGAAAGCGCUGUUUACGCUCGCGCAGAUACAGAGACUGUACGACUUCACUAGCCGCACUUACGAGGGGUUCAAGGACGCUGUCGGCGACCUACUCUUCAAUUGCCCGACUAAGUUUUUCGCCAAGUACUUUGUGGAUCAGAAUGGCUCUGCCUUCUACUAUGUGUUGACGCCCAGGCCCUCAUUCAGUGCCUGGAAUUCUACGGCUGCCACGCACACGGAUGACGUGUCAAUAUUGUUUGGGCUGCCGUUCAUGCUUCCCGGUAAGGCUUCGGACGCGGAGCGUGACCUCAGUAGACGACUUAUACGAAUGUGGACAACGUUUGCAAAGAAGGGGAAGCUACCAAAGGUCAAGGGGAAGGCAUGGCCGUUAUAUUUCGAGAACACCAGCGUCGCUAUAAACACUGCCAAUUUUUCGUUUCUACAAGCGUUUCGAAGCAGGAACUGUGAAACGCUGAAGAGUUUUAUUCUGGGCUAAGAAUUGCUAAGUCCUCAGAAUGAAGUUUCAAGUCUUGUGACUUACAAGCCUACGUAUACUUGACACAGGCCUGUUCUGGGACGAAGCAACCUGUGUCUUGAUUUUUGAUUGUGUUAUGAAAUUUCAACCACAUUGAAAGUGGAAGACAAUAGC
Dermacentor andersoni is the source of this 1828-nucleotide messenger RNA. RefSeq names its product acetylcholinesterase-1-like. Lineage: Eukaryota; Metazoa; Arthropoda; Arachnida; Ixodida; Ixodidae. Gene Ontology annotation, biological process: acetylcholine catabolic process; choline metabolic process. The record is from RefSeq and is a predicted model, not a curated record. Gene Ontology annotation, molecular function: acetylcholinesterase activity. Gene Ontology annotation, cellular component: plasma membrane.